CGGGACGCUGCCGAUCGUCUCCGCCUGGUAGUCCCCCAAGACCUCCAAGAGGAUAUUCUGCACCACUGUCACGCAGACCUCCAAGGCGCUCACCAGGGUAUCAUCCUGACCUACGAGAGAUUGCGCAAAGAAUUCUACUGGAUUGGGAUGUUCAAGGACACGGAGCGAUACGCCAAAGAGUGCGUGGAUUGCGUCACGGCUAAGGGCCCUGGGAACACAGUGCUACUUCUGUUCCAGUGUGCGUUCUCAGGGUUCAUCAUGUGUAAAGCCAUGGCAAGUACUGAAGCCCAAGAUGUGGCCGAAGCCUACGAAGAAUGCGUGUUCCGUAGGUUAGGAGCCAGCGAAAUGAUUCGCCACGACCGAGACCCACGAUUCAUGGGUCGGGUGUUCAAACACUUCCGGGAGAUGCUUGGGAGCAGACAACGCGCGACCCUGGCCUACCGCCCCCAGGCCAACGGACAACAGGAGAGGUCAGUGCAGACAACGUUUUUGCCCCAGCAAAAGUUGUUCUGUUAG
Phytophthora megakarya is the source of this 516-nucleotide messenger RNA. NCBI's taxonomy places the organism in Eukaryota, Oomycota, Peronosporomycetes, Peronosporales, Peronosporaceae. The record is from the annotation of a GenBank genome assembly.